AGUGAAUAUGAGUUGAGUGCAUUGAGUAGAGAGCUAUUACUACAUAAGUUACUGAGUAUUACAUGAUCAUGCCCACAUAUACAUUCGCAUGUGUUCAGACAAGUUUUGUUACUCUGGCUUUUAGAAGAUACAUACUCUACACCGCAGCUACUCUCUGUGUGUGGAUUAGAUUCAACAAUGCCGGAUUAGGGCGGGACACAAUUAACAUUAAUAGAUGAUAGUAACUAAGGGUCUUUCCAUGAGUACAAUAUCUGAUCAGACAAUCUCACCCAUGGAAUUGAAC
This is a messenger RNA of Aspergillus fijiensis CBS 313.89, 283 nucleotides long. RefSeq lists its product as uncharacterized. The transcript has a single exon. The coding region runs from base 63 to 218 and encodes 51 amino acids. Lineage: Eukaryota; Fungi; Ascomycota; Eurotiomycetes; Eurotiales; Aspergillaceae. The record is from RefSeq and is a predicted model, not a curated record.